Messenger RNA from Carya illinoinensis, 961 nucleotides. RefSeq names its product protein Dr1 homolog. The transcript has 6 exons. Gene Ontology annotation, molecular function: protein heterodimerization activity. The record is from RefSeq and is a predicted model, not a curated record. Lineage: Eukaryota; Viridiplantae; Streptophyta; Magnoliopsida; Fagales; Juglandaceae. The coding region runs from base 220 to 687 and encodes 155 amino acids.
CUUGCGCGUGGGGAAAAUCUUAUCCAACGCGCUGUGUGCCCUAAUCCUAAUCACCUGCGAGCGAGAAUUCGACGCCUUAUCCUGAGAACUCAGAAACCCCAACCCCUGUCCAUAUAUCAUCGACCAUGCCCCUCCCGAUUUUCCCCCAACUCGGAUCUUCAAUCGGUUGACUCGUCCUUCUUGGCCCAUAGAAUCCAAGAUCGCCUUGCUCGGUUAAGUAUGGAGCCGAUGGAUAUCGUCGGGAAGUCCAAAGAGGAUGCUUCGCUUCCGAAAGCAACAAUGACCAAAAUCAUCAAGGAGAUGCUGCCGCCGGAUGUUCGUGUUGCAAGAGAUGCCCAAGAUCUUUUAAUUGAGUGUUGUGUAGAGUUUAUAAACCUUAUCUCAUCAGAGUCUAAUGAAGUUUGUGGCAGAGAGGAGAAAAGAACUAUUGCACCUGAGCAUGUACUCAAGGCUUUAGAGGUUCUUGGAUUUGGUGAGUACAUUGAGGAGGUUUACGCAGCUUACGAACAACACAAGAUUGAGACCAUGGACUCUCUAAAAGGUGGCAAGUGGAGCAAUGGAGCCGAGAUGACUGAGGAAGAAGCAUUGGCCGAGCAACAGAGAAUGUUUGCAGAGGCUCGUGCAAGAAUGAAUGGUGGGGCUGCUCCCCCAAAGCAACCCGAUCCUGACCAAACCAUAGAGAGCUGACUCUAGGAUCUUUAUUUUCUUAGCCAUAGGCAAGCAUCCUUGACUCUUCCAUCCGUGCUUCUAAUAUCUCUUAUGUUAUGUACAAAAUAUCCUUGACAAGUUUGCUGGCCUAUAGGAUAUGGGCACUUCAAUUUGUAUUCUAUUUAUGAAUCCAUGUCUAUAAGCUAAUGUAAUUAGUGAGUGUUUGUUCAACCAAUCGCUUCUUUCAGAACCAUUUGUAAUUAUUUUACAGGAAAACUAUUGUUCAGGUCCUUGGGGUUUGGACUUUUUUCUA